CUCUGGCUCCGGGCACACAGCUAGUGCUGCGAGGUAGUUCUGGCGGCCUCCCAGUAUUCACACCGGACCCUAGGUUUCUUAGGUCCGCAGACCUGGUCUCUUGUCGGGCCGCAGGGCUCCGGCUCUGAGGAGAAUGGAUCCCGCUUUGGAUACCUGGGACUUCUCCUCACCUUUAAUAUCGUUAUGGAUAAACAGGUUUUACAUAUACUUGGGCUUUGCCUUUGGUUUUAGCCUUUGGAUUUGUUUCCAGAUUGUCAUCAGGAAGCAGAACAAGAACUCACAGGAGAAAACCGCUCCAAAAGCAUCUCAGGAUUUGAUGACGAAUGGCUAUAUCUUUCGUCCAAAGAAGGAAGUCUUUGUGUCUGGAGUGAAGAUAUUUUAUGGUUCUCAGACUGGCACAGCAAAGGGAUUUGCGACAAUUCUGGCCGAAGCACUUAGCUCCCUCGAUCUGCCUGUGGCAAUGAUUAAUCUGAAGGACUAUGACCCAGAUGACUGUCUCGUAGAAGAGGUUACUAGUAAAAAUGUUUGUGCCUUCCUGGUUGCCACCUACACUGAUGGUCAACCGCCUGAGAGCGCCGAGUGGUUCUGCAAGUGGCUGGAGGAAGCAGCCAACGACUUUCGAUUUGGCAAAACGUACCUGAAGGGGAUGAGAUACGCGGUGUUUGGCCUGGGAAAUUCUGUGUAUGUGAGCCACUUCAACAAGGUGGGGAAGAAUGUGGACAAGUGGCUCUGGAUGCUCGGUGCUCAUCGCGUGAUGACCCGAGGGGAAGGCGAUGGCAACGUGGUGAAAAGCAAGCACGGCAGCAUUGAGGCCGACUUCACAGCUUGGAAGGCCAAGUUCAUCUCCCGGCUGCAGGCACUCUGCAAAGGAGAGAGAAAGCGCUGCAGGGGCAACUGCAAGAAAGGCAAGUGCGAGUCUAAUCAGCGCGGCUCAGAGGCGGCGGAGCCAGGGUCCCACGCACAGGAGGAAUUGCAUCACGGAGACGCCGAGGAGGAAGAGCCCUUUGGGAGCACCAGUGAGGAAGAGUCCGAUACUGAGGACCAUCAGAGUCAGAAUUCUGUCAUUGAUGUUGAAGACCUCGGCAAGAUUAUGGAUCAUGUGAAGAAAGAAAAGAGAGAAAAGGAGCCGCAGGAAGGGGAAACGAGUGUGAUCAGGAGCACAGUGAAGAGUGAAGCCAGUGAAAGAAGAGCUAUGAUCACUCCUGCUCUCCGAGAAGCUCUUACUAAACAAGGUUAUCAGUUGAUUGGGAGCCACUCUGGGGUGAAGCUUUGCAGAUGGACAAAGUCCAUGCUCCGAGGGAGAGGAGGUUGCUAUAAACAUACAUUCUAUGGCAUUGAAAGCCAUCGUUGCAUGGAAACUACCCCGAGCUUGGCAUGUGCAAAUAAAUGUGUCUUCUGUUGGCGGCACCACACCAAUCCAGUGGGUACUGAAUGGUGGUGGAAGAUGGACCAGCCUGAAAUGAUCUUGAAGGAAGCCAUUGAAAACCAUCAGAACAUGAUCAAGCAGUUUAAAGGAGUGCCAGGUGUCAAAGAAGAACGCUUUGAAGAAGGAAUGACAGUAAAGCACUGUGCCUUGUCUCUCGUGGGAGAACCCAUCAUGUACCCAGAAAUCAACAAGUUUUUGAAGCUCCUUCAUGAGUGUAAAAUCUCCAGUUUCCUGGUCACAAAUGCACAGUUCCCUGCGGAAAUCAGGGACCUCAAACCAGUUACCCAGCUCUACGUCAGUGUGGAUGCUAGCACCAAAGACAGCCUGAAGAAAAUUGACCGCCCGCUUUUCAAGGAUUUCUGGCAAAGAUUCCUCGAUAGUUUAAAAGCCUUGGCUGCAAAGCAACAGCGUACUGUCUACAGACUGACUCUAGUGAAGGCAUGGAACGUGGAUGAGCUCCAGGCCUAUGCCGAGCUGGUGUCCCUGGGGAAUCCUGACUUCAUCGAGGUGAAGGGUGUUACCUACUGUGGAGAGAGUUCGGCGAGCAGUCUUACCAUGGCCAACGUGCCCUGGCACGAGGAGGUGGUGCGCUUUGUCUGUGAGUUGGUGGAUCUGAUCCCCAACUAUGAAGUCGCGUGUGAACACGAGCAUUCCAACUGUCUUCUCAUAGCUCACAAGAAGUUUAAGAUUGGCGGAGAAUGGUGGACGUGGAUCGAUUACAGCCGCUUCCAGGAGCUCAUUCAGGAGUAUGAAGAUAGUGGCGGAUCAAAAACUUUCAGCGCAAAGGAUUAUAUGGCCAAAACGCCUCAUUGGGCCUUAUUUGGUGCCAACGAAAGAGGCUUUGAUCCCAAGGAUACCAGAUAUCAGAGAAAGAGCAAAUCAAAGGAUAUUUCUGGAUGUUGAGAUUGUCUGAGUUUAGGAUACCGAAGGACACAAACCGACGGCUGCAGAAGGUUUUCAGACUCCACUGUGAUUUUUUUCCCAAGGACAGGUUACAUAAAUAAUAUUUCACAUAGAGAAGGGUGUGAGGAAGAACAUGGGGCCACAAGUCAUGUCCCAGGGCUCAGGAGAGAGCAGCCACACUGGAGUGCCUGGGACUUGGCCUCACCAUCUCUUUCCAGAGCUCAGUCCCUUUUCUGAAUUUACUUCUGAAAGAAAAUCAUCUUGAGGGGGAAGUCCGUAAGCAUGAUUAGUUUUGAAUUACAGCUAGGAAGACUCGCUGGAAUGCCACCCAUGGGAGUGUUGCACAGUGUGAAUUUCUGUUUCUCUUCCCUCACUGUGGGCUAUUGGUCUUCUGUUGAUUGUACUACCUUGAGGUCCACGUGUCUGCUCACCGUAAGACCUCCAUCCCUUUCUUACGUCUGAAGAGAACACUUCCUGAAAGUAACUUAAAUUGUCCUCAUUCUCAAUUAUUUUAAAUACCACAUAGAUUUCUUUAAAUUUUUGCUUAGUUCCAACCUUUAAGAAAUUGAAUCAGAUCUAAAACUGUACUAGAUUUCAUUGUUCCCAUACAAAUUGCCAUAGAAGGUAGCGUGUGAGCUGGAGUAGAGUAAAAUCUUCUGUAAGACGAAUUGUCAUAGGAUGUCACUGAAUAAUUAGUCUCACACACUGUGAAACAGUGAGUACAGUUUGCUUUUGCUUUGAAAAGUCAGCAUGUAAACUCUCAUCGCUACACUUCUAGUAGGUUUCCAUCUUCUUUCACUCUUGUGCCCAGCUACUUUCUGCCAUGUGUUUUUUAAGGCUCAAUUUUUUUUUCUAGUU
Molecule: messenger RNA, 3187 nt
Organism: Budorcas taxicolor (takin)
Lineage: Eukaryota; Metazoa; Chordata; Mammalia; Artiodactyla; Bovidae
Product: S-adenosyl-L-methionine-dependent tRNA 4-demethylwyosine synthase TYW1
Exons: 16
Coding region: 134-2329 (731 amino acids)
Biological process (GO): wybutosine biosynthetic process
Molecular function (GO): catalytic activity; 4 iron, 4 sulfur cluster binding; FMN binding
Source: RefSeq, a predicted model, not a curated record